This is a messenger RNA of Parasteatoda tepidariorum (common house spider), 3685 nucleotides long. RefSeq lists its product as uncharacterized. NCBI's taxonomy places the organism in Eukaryota, Metazoa, Arthropoda, Arachnida, Araneae, Theridiidae. The record is from RefSeq and is a predicted model, not a curated record.
CUCGUUCCUCGUGAUUGGUGGAGAAAGUACCCGUGUGACUAGAUGGGAAACCCCGUAUGAACUCAUCUCCGCUCAGUAAACUCAAAUUUCUAAGCAUUUCAUAAAAGUACGCCGAGUUGUAAAUACGCACGGAACACUCGGUGCAAACAUACCAGACUUAUAUAUUUUUUGUUUUUCACUAGUCAUUGUUUCAUAAUCAUCUGUGCUACAAUGUCUCAGCAGUUCUGUUUAAAAUGGAACAACCACACGACGAACAUGCUUCAAGUGUUCGAAAGUUUAUUAUCUACAGAAGCCCUCGUGGACGUCACACUAGCCUGUGAUGGGCUGAGCCUCAAAGCACAUAAAAUGGUGCUCUCCGCUUGCAGCCCCUUCUUCCAGAGUCUAUUUUUAGAGAAUCCCUGCAAGCACCCCAUUGUGAUAAUGAAAGACAUGAGGUAUUGUGACCUCAAAGCCAUAAUCGACUUCAUGUACCGGGGGGAAGUAAAUGUUUCACACGAUCAACUCUCGGCACUACUCAAAACAGCCGAAACACUAAAAGUUAAAGGUUUAGCGGAAGUCACAGGAGAAAAUAGGCAUGCUUCGGGCAUUGUGCAACAAGAAAUCACACAACAGCAACAACAGUCAACGGUGUCGACGCCUACACCAACACCCCUCACCCCCACUGCUCAAAGGACAGACACGCCGCCCUUACAGGGUAAAAGAAAACGGGGGCGACCCCGGAAACGGUCCCUUAGUGACUCAAAUCGUAGCGACGAUGAGGGUGUUGCUGCAAAAAUCAAAGAAAGAGACUCUCCCGAUGUUGAAGAACUUUCGGGUGACGCAUCAAUGGAUGCCACAAGUGAUAUUCGUUCGGGUGGCGGUCCAGGUUCAUCUAAUUCACAAUCUCAGGUGCAUUCAUCGAACAAUGUAAAUAGUUUCUCUAAAUCUCAUCUGUCCAUCUCACAAGAUCCUCAGGUCGACGAAACAUCUGGUGACGAGAACGAAUUCGAAGUAGAGCCUUCGAAGCUGUUAGAACAAACAUUAACUACAGACAAUGUUCCUUCCAGUAGUCAAAAUAGUACAGGACACAUACAACUUCCAUCUGUAAGUGGCUUAGAAAUAUCCAGGCGGUCUAUGAGUAGCACAGAUAGUCUCAGCCAAGCAUUAGUUCCUGCAUCAGAUUCAUUAGGUUCAAAUUUACAAGCACCUGAUAGCCCACAAGAUAUCAAGCCCCAAAUCCUAUCAUUUGAUGAUCCACCCAUAUCCCCUGUUGCUGGCCCCUCACAUAGUGAAAGGUCUAUGAUGAUGUAUAUGGACCAGUCAGGUGUAUCUUCUAUACCUGGACCAAGUAAUUAUCAGGACAAUAGUGCCCUUGUUCCGCAUGAUUCGCAACCUCAAGGUAUAAAUGUUCUUUCAACUACUUCAAAUAAAAAUCAAAUGAUUAAAUCAGGCAAUAAAAUUUUGUUGCCGUUAUCUCUACCUUCUGGUCCUCAACUCUUUCUCAUUAACAGUGGCGUUUGGGAGCAGCCCAGUGAAAUAGAAAUCGUGAAUGAAUUUUCUUUGGGUAAUUCUAACGCAGAAAUUAAAGUAGAGCCUCCUGAUGUGUUGGAUGAAGUGUUUGAUAAUUCAACUUCAAAAUUUCCGAUUAUUAAUGCUGAUACCCCUCUGCCCACAUUUAGCGAUAUGAUAUAUGAUCAUUUGCAAGAAAAUAAUGUGAGUGCUGUUUGGGGAACUUUUGUAGAUGAAUGUGCCAAGUACUAUUUUGGAAAGUACCCUAACAUACAGAAUAGUAGUGAAUAUCAAGCAAUUGGUCGAAAAAUGUAUGAAACUUAUCCUGCUAUAGGUUAUGAAGGAAAAGAACCAUGGUCCUUUUUCUGCAAAUCAUUGAGCCAAAAAAUUCGCCAUAUGAAAUGGAAAUUAAAGCGAAAAAAACUUGGAUUGACAACUAGGCGACCCAUAAAGGCUAAGGAAGGAGUGAAUAGUUUAAAGUUUCAUAGUUAUAAGCCAAAAGUUGAUCGAAGGUAUACACCAAGUAAGCUCUACAAAGCUCUUUUAAGAGAGCUUUCCAUAGGAUGGUAUAACGAUACUAUCUUAGAGACUCGAAUUUACGAUAUCUUAAAAGCGACUCACAAAGGUCGAGUUACUUGGUUGUCAAACCGUUCACAUCGAAAGAUGUCAUCUCUAGUCAAUGACUGUCCAUGCUUUUCAGUUGGAAAAUAUGUUAUAAAAGAAUUUCUUGAGCAUUUGGAUAAAACAGAUGUUUUAGUAAUGUUACAAAGAUUUGAAUCACUGUUUUCUUCUGUUGGAGCAUUGAUGGAUCCUCCUGUAAAUAAUUCAAGUUUUAAGGAAAAUAUAAAAAUACUGAAAUAUAUUGAAGAACAAAUAGCUUUCCAUAAAGGUCGAAGUAGUUAUCAUUGCAAAAGUAUUGUUGCUCAUAAAAUUAACAUUCCAGAAUUGGAAAUCUUGCAGAAUGUACAAAGUAUAGAAAACUCAUCGCCUUUGCUGUACAUUUUUAGUGAUGGUGAAAAGAUUCAAAAAGCAUAUGUGGCUGGUGACAAAACUGUCAUUACAACCGAUACGACUAACUUCUACGAAGCUCUAAUCACUCUCAUUGCUACGUAUUACGCAUUUUCACUCGACUAUCCCAAAACCUUUGCUCAGGUACUCGGGUUGUUCCAAACAUUUAUAGUUGGUGAAUCCUACAAGGGGAUGCAGAGCAGUAAGUGCCAAGCAUUUAUCAAGAGACUCUCUGCUAAUUUAGUUCUGGGAGAGUAAAACUUACAUUUGAUCUUAACAUCUCAGAGAGGUCAUUAGAAGUAAAGCGUGAAGUUUUCUGCAAUUGCUGUAUUUGUCAUUUUUUUCAACCCUAUUGCAUUUAAAACAAUUUCUAGCUUAACCUUAAUUAUUAUCAGUUCCAAUUACAAUCAAACGUUUUGGCCAUAUUUGCCAUCAUAGUUAUGAUACAUUAUGUAGUUUUUUAAAUGACUUACAUUGAUUAAAACUAUUUCUAUUAAUACCAAACAAUAAAUAUUGAAGGGGUUCUAAUUUAGACACUGUAUUUUCAAUGGUGGGCUUUGAGUGACUCGUGGAAGAAUAAUCACAAAUGAGGCUUUCAUUUUUAAUAAAUGUUUUGAAUGACUCACAAUAUUUUAGUUAUUAACUCACAGAAUUAUGAAUUGAUAAACUAUCAAACAAAUCAUUACUAAUGUAAUAAAAUAAAAAACAGUGACAUUGUCGUCCAUAAAAGCAGCCGUUUUUAAAAUUAAUUCUCAAAAAGAAAAUCAUGGUAAUAUUGCCUGUGAAAACCAUCCUAUAAUCAAGUCAUUAUCACCAUUCAAACUUUUGAGAUUCAUAUGCUCAACAAGUAAAAAUAUUAAUUGUUUUUCCUGUCAGGUUGCACCUUUUGUUUCGAAUUUCUAGCAUAGAAAUAAGGUAAUCUUACCACUCAGAAGCAGAGUUUUAUAUUUGCAUGUCUGGAAAAGCUAUAACAUUAUUUUUCCCCUCACAUAAAGUAUGAAACAGAAAGGAUUCAAAAUGUCUAGAAACUGCAGAUAUAUUAUAGAUAUCUUUUUAUUCAUAAAAGUAAACCAAAGGACUGAAAAGAAUCCUAUCGGUUAUUCAUUUAAUUAUGUUAGAAAAAAAUAUGUAACGUUCACCUAUAAAUUGCAUAAACUUUAAAGCUUCUUGAAUUGUGUUAUUAAAAUUA